Messenger RNA from Metarhizium album ARSEF 1941, 735 nucleotides. RefSeq lists its product as uncharacterized. The transcript has 2 exons. The coding region runs from base 1 to 735 and encodes 244 amino acids. The record is from RefSeq and is a predicted model, not a curated record. NCBI's taxonomy places the organism in Eukaryota, Fungi, Ascomycota, Sordariomycetes, Hypocreales, Clavicipitaceae.
AUGGCUGCCCGAGCCGAUGCACCAACCGCUCCGACCGCGCCGUCUCAGAGAAAAUCGGUCGUGGCGCACCUGCAAGACUGGGGAGUGUCAUGGGCCACGACCUCGAUGCCCUCCGCCCUGCGCAUCACCACGUCCCCCAGUCCCCAACGCAUGCGGGUGGCCUGGACGUGCAUGGGAGUCUUGUCCAACGAGGCCCAGCUCCUUCACGGCGGCACCGCGUCUCCCCUUUGCCCGGCCGCCAACGUCAUCCGACUGCAGGAAACAGUCGCUGCUACAUCACCACCUCGGGGCGACGAACUCUCCUUUCCUGCCUUGUUCUGUCGAAACACGCCGCAGCAACGGUUGACCAACUCGUUUUCCGUAGCUUCUUCCCUCCCCCCGGCCCUCCUGGCAACCCUCGUCACGGCCCUCCACGCCCGUCCCCUCCAGAAGCUGCCCCUGCUCCUCUUCACGCCUCCGCUGCUGUUCUCAUCAUACCUCAACCUGUCGGGAUACACGACCGGUAGCGCUGGCCUCGCAGCCGCCUGGUCGGGGCUGUAUGCCCUGCUCGCGCUACGGAGACGCCAACCGCUGAGGAGCAAGUUUUCCGCGAGGGGCCUGGUGAGAGGAACAGCCGUUGGCUUGGGGGCCGCCAACGCGAUUGCCGGCGGAUGGGUGUACUUUGGCGGCGAUUUUGCAAGGGACGAGCAGGAGAGGAUCAGGAGGAACAGAUGGGGGCCCAAGGACGAGGACUAG